Molecule: messenger RNA, 1671 nt
Organism: Oncorhynchus nerka (sockeye salmon)
Lineage: Eukaryota; Metazoa; Chordata; Actinopteri; Salmoniformes; Salmonidae
Product: twinfilin-2
Exons: 9
Coding region: 251-1315 (354 amino acids)
Biological process (GO): regulation of lamellipodium assembly; barbed-end actin filament capping; positive regulation of neuron projection development
Cellular component (GO): actin filament; myofibril; cytoplasm
Molecular function (GO): actin monomer binding; actin filament binding
Source: RefSeq, a predicted model, not a curated record
UCCCCCUCUCAUACUGUCCCACUCACUCAAAGACCUCAUACACUCACGCAGCGAUUUCAGACACUUAGACCAGCGCUUCGUCACACAGACUUUAUCAGCGCUUUUAUUGCCACAGGUUAUCCCAUUGUGUCUCUCUUUGUCUGGGCUGAAUCUCCACCGUCCGCUCUGGGACUUGGCUUGGCUCUACCGUCUCUCAACCCCUCCCCCCUACAGCACCCGGAGGGUGGGACAGACUUCUUGCUGACCCACAAUGUUUCUGGUUCUUGUUGUGACGCCGGAACUAAGGGAGUUCUUGGCCAGAGCAAGGGGUGGAGCUGUCCGCCUCAUCAAGGUGCGGAUCCAGGAUGAACAGCUGGUGCUUGGGGCAUUCAGAGAGCCGACACAGAGCUGGGACCAGGACUAUGACCACUUCCUACUUCCUCUGCUGGACGACCAGGAGCCUUGCUACAUCCUAUACCGCCUCGACUCCCAGAAUGCCCAGGGAUAUGAGUGGAUCUUCAUCUCCUGGUCUCCUGACCAAUCUCCAGUGAGACAGAAGAUGCUGUACGCUGCCACCCGUGCCACAGUGAAGAAAGAGUUUGGUGGUGGUCAUGUGAAGGAUGAGAUGUUUGGCACAGUGGAGGAGGACAUCUGUCUCGAGGGCUACCACCGUCACGUGUCCUCCAGCUCCGGCCCUGCCCCACUCACAGCUGCUGAACAGGAGCUGCGGAGAAUCAAAAUCAACGAGGGAAGGGUUAAGCAGGUGAAAACAGAGACCAGUGUGGAGAGUAAGCACCAAACACUGCAGGGCCUUGCUUUCCCACUGCAGGAGGAAGCCAAACAGGCACUACAACAACUUGCACAGAAAGGCAUCAACUACAUACAGCUGAAGUUGGACACAGAGAAAGAGACUAUAGAGCUGGUCCAUUCUGACCCGACAGAGACCCGUGAGCUGCCUUGCAGGGUUCCCACGGACACGCCCAGAUAUCACUUCUUCCUCUAUAAACACUCUCACGAAGGGGACUACUUGGAAUCUGUUGUGUUCAUCUACUCCAUGCCAGGGUACAGCUGUAGCAUUAAGGAGCGGAUGCUGUACUCCAGUUGUAAGAGUCGACUGCUGGAUGAGGUGGAGAAGGAUUACCAUCUGGAGGUUGCCAAGAAGAUGGAGAUUGACAGUGGGGAUGAGUUGACAGAGGAGUUCCUGUAUGAUGAGGUCCAUCCUAAGCAGCAGGCUUUCAAGCAGGCCUUCGCCAAGCCUCGUGGCCCAGCAGGGAAGAGAGGCAACAAGCGUCUCAUCAAGGGCCCAGCGACUAGGGAGAGCAGGCCGGAGAGCUAGAGAGAGGGACAGAGGUCGUCUCGGCAGCCCUUCCCUGAAUCCUCCUCCUGUUGCCACGUCCUCUGGCAGCUUGUUUGGCCACGAAGAAGGAAAAGGAGAAGAACAUGGAGGGAUUUCUGUCAUUUUUUAUUUCCCCUGCCUUUGCUUGUGUUUUAACAAUGUGUCAAUAAUGUACGUGCUAUUCAUGAACAUCAACUAUAGCAGUGGUUCCCAAACUGUGGGGGAGCGAAAGGUCAGCAUGGGGAAGAAGAGGGGUCGGCAGAGGGAACUCACUCCGGCUUUCAACUUGCUCCAAACUUACUCUGCAGUUUCGAUAUUGGGUAGUGCAUCAGCAGAAUGUGUAGAAUUGCAGGAAA